UCAUUAAGAGCUCAAAAUUUCACUUCCAAAAUUGGCAUCGCCGGCUUAACAGUUGCUAUUCGAUGAUUUGGUUAUGUAAGAUUGAGGCUACUGUAUGAUAUUUAAGUUUUACGUAUUUUAAUUUUGAGAUGAAUUCUUUAAUCUUUUGUCUCCGAGAUUGCUUUAAUAAUAAGGGUCAUAUCAAUCGUAGACCCAGACUGUUUUAUUUAACAUCUUAUAACAAAAUGCAGUAUAUUCUGCUGCCGGUUAAUCCGAUCAAAGUGUUUAAUACGCCUACUCCUUUUAAAUAUACAUUUUAGCUAUAUUCCUUAAGUAUGAAGAGGGAAGACUUAUAAAAACUGACUCCUUGGGAUUAACCAUUUAAUUUUGAGGUAACUUAGACUGGCUUUUUAGUAAGAUAUUUAGCUGUAUUUAUCAGCGUAAUAAUCUACCUAUGGAAGAAGAAAUAUUUAAAGAUGUGGUUAUCAUUGGUAAUGGACCAUCAGGAAUAACAUUGUCAUACAUGCUUGCUGGUAACUGGCCAUAUUACAAUGGUUCAACACAUCCAAUAGAUUUUCUGAACCACAGAUUGCAAGAAAAUAAGGAAAAGUCUAUACUUGAACAGGAUUUGGAUUAUCUUGCCGAAGGCUUAGAUGGAAGAUCAUUAAAUCCAGUAUCCGUAUUAUAUGACACAUUAGUGCAUCCACAAGCAGAUCUUGGUAUUGACACUCCAUCUGUUAUCUCAUGGAAAUUUGAUCCCCUAAAGGCUGUUAACCAUGUAGUAAUUGGCAGAGAUGACCCUGGAGGUUCCUGGCAAAAAAUGGAUAAAUCUGCUUUAACUCUUAGUCACAGUUCUUGGAUGGAACUUCCCAGUCUCAAUAUACAAGACUGGGACAGAAAUCGAAUCAAGUUACAAUCUGGUUUAAAGCAGAAAAGAGCUAAUGUAAGAACUGUUGCCAAUUAUUACCAUUCAUAUGUCCAAUCACAAGGGCUAAGCCCAUAUUUUCUGAAUAGAUCUGUUGUUACUUCAGUUUUGCCUGUGGAACAAGACAUUGCUCAAGCAUUAGGAUUUGAUAAGCUGUGGAGAGUUUAUGGCUACACCUUUGUCUCUGAUUCUUCAUCUACAUGUAAAAAUUUUAAGUACAUAACUCCACAUGUUGUUUUAGCUACUGGGAAUUCCGAUAAACCUAAUAUGUUAAAUGUUGAAGGGGAAAAUUUACCAUUUGUAUCACAUUCAUCAUCAAAUUUAGAAACAUUAAUAAGGAACCAAAAAUCACCUAAUAAAGUUAGUAAGUUACUCAUUGUGGGAGCAGGGCUCAGUGCUGCAGAUGCUGUAAUCACAGCUCGUUUUUAUGGCAUUCCAACUAUUCAUGUAUUUCGACGUUCAGUCUGUGAUCCAGAUCUCAUUUUCAAUAAAAUUCCACAAGACUUGUACCCUGAAUAUUACAAAGUAUAUCAAAUGAUGCAAGAUUCUGACCAUUAUGAAGGUUACAAAGCAUAUUCUAGUUCAAAAAUUGAAUGUAUUAAACCCAAUGGCAGAGUAAUGAUUAAUUCAUGCAAACAUGGUAAGGAAAUAUCAGUAGUAAAUGUUUCACACGUUCUUGUUCUCAUUGGUAGGCAGCCUGAUUUGUCAUAUUUACCGCAUAAAGCAUUAAAGCUUGGUAUAAAUCCAGACAAAUCUGUUGAUUGUAAAAAGAAUCCUGUUGAUAUAAAUUUAUAUAAUCACGAAAGUGUCUUCUAUCCUGGAAUAUUUGCUGUUGGUCCUCUUGUUGGUGAUAAUUUUGUUAGAUUUGUUCAAGGAGGAUGUCUUGCAGUUGCUAGUCAUGUUGUUAAAACAAAAUAUGAAAGUUUAUUGAAUUGUUGUGCUACUUUAUCUGAAUGACGCUCACUGAUAUAAAUCUUAAUUGCAUUACUUUAUCAGAGAUAUUAUGUACCAAAAAUAUUGAAGUUAAUAUCUAUUCAAAAUAACUUACCAUUCUUGUUAUUUCUUUGAAUUCUUACAUAUAUUUCACUAUAUUUUGUUUCACUCUUAGACACUUGCAUAUGCUUCCAUGAACAAGAACUUCAUCAAGUUUAUUUGUAUUGCUAUAUAUGCACAGUAUCAUAAUAUGCAGCUACAUGUUUUUAUAGAUGUGUAAUCCACAAAUAAACUUUACAUAGUCUUGUAAAUAGAUGUUAUUAUAAUCAGUUAUUAAAAAUUUCUGAACCUGUUAUUUUACACUUGUUUGCUUCAAGACUAUGUCCUUUAAAAUAUUUGCUAUCUACUUUACUAAUAAUAUCAGAUUUUUUUUUUUCAAAAUAUAUUCUGUGUGAUAUUAAUAGUCAUUAACUCUUGCGAAAAUACUUCUGUCUGUUUUUGUUAUUGAUGCAAGCAUUCCAACCAUUAGAUGAAUUUUUUUCUAUUGAAAAUAUUUGAGAUUAAACAAAAGAAGGAAGUUUUUUAUUACAAUAUAGAGUUCUAUUUGAUUUAAAUUGUUUUAAGUUAUGAUAAAUCUCAAUUUGUGAUUUUUUAAAAAAAAAUAGCAAUUUUUUUUUUUGUUGGUCUUUAUUUGGUAAACAUCUGCGGUUGUUCGAAUUCUUAUUAUAUAAAAAUAAUACCUUACAACUUAUACUGUCAAACCUUGUUGACCUUCAAUGAAAGUGGCAAAAACUGCACGUUAAAAAUUGUUUACGUUAUCAGUUCAGAACAGUUUUAAUAAAAAUCGUGCAAGGCACUUUCUCUUAUCUAUUAAAGCAAAAAAACAGCUUAAAAUUGUAACUUAAGAUGUGUGGAAAGUAUUAUAUCUGUAUACAAUUUAACAGGAAACAAGAAAUUAGUUCAUGUUAACGAGGUUUGACUGAAUCUUGAUUUGUUACUCAUAAUAUAUGCCACUUAAAAUUACAUUAAGUUUAUUUUAUAUAUAUACAUAUUUUAUAAAACACAUUUUUCUCAAAUUUUGAAUAUUAUUUUUCCUGAUUGAAUUACUUAGAAACGUAAUAAAUUUUAAAAAAGUCUUAAGAGGCUCUACCAAUUAUCUAUAUUCCUGUGCAGAAUUUUUUAUAAUGAGCUUUAGCAUAAUUAUUUUUUUGGGUCUUAAGAAUUUAUGUUUGAGAUAAUGUUAUGAUUUUUUUUAUUACAUGUGUUCGUAUGAAGGGUAUUUCAAUUUCUUAGAUCAUUUUUAACUUGCCUCCAUGAUUUUUAUUGUUAUAAACUAUAUUGUGUGUAAUCAAACAGUCCAGGAAGCAUAUUGCAUUUGUUGCAGAGUUAUUCUCUAAUCGGACCAAGCAAAUUUAGUUCAAAAUGUUGUGGUUUAAAAAAUUCAUACAAAUUUCAAAUUUUUGUGUUUUAAACUUAAAUAUGUAACAGUUUUUUAAUGCAUUUUUACCUAUUUUAUCUAUUAGUUCACGUUUUUUAUUCCAAUUUCUUGCUCUGACUCUAUGUAAUGUUAAUGAAAAAUAUUGCUGAGAUGUGAAAAAUAAAGUAAUUAAAAGGUACACAAAUGAGUUUUUAAGACUAAAUUUAAGUAAAAUAUUUUAAUAAAAAAAAACUUUUUAGUUGUUAAUUGGUGUAACAUUGUUGAAUUUAUUUUUAUUACAUUAGUUUUCUAAUGGUGCUUUGGAUUUUACUUAUUCCUUACUUAAUGUGUGCAGAUAUGAAUUUUCUGUAAUAUUAACAAUAUAAUAUUACUUUAAAAUUUAAAGAUUUUGAUUUUAAAUCUCUAAUGUAAUUGAUACUUGGGAUGAUCUUAUUGUAUUUAUUUAUGUUAUGUGAUGAAAAAGAAUUUAGCUGAAUAUACAUAUUUUGCAUUUCUCUGUUUUGAAAGUUUUGUGACUGUAUAUUUGUUCAAUGUUGUCUUUCAAGAUGCAUUUGUAUAUGCUAUAUAACUUCAUUAUAAGAUGUUUAAUAAUAAUAAGAUUAAUGUAUUUGAAAAUAACUUAUAUAUGUUACGUUUAUUGCUUUCUUGCUCUGAUAUAUAAGAUAUCUUGAUUUGAUGAAACUCCUAAGAUGACCACAUCAUUAACCCCUUCUCUGUUGGAUUUUUUUAAUUGCUGAAAAUUAAUAUAUGUUCUAUACUAAAAUUGAAAAUGUAAAAUAUAUUUUUGUCAGCAUGCAGUUGUUUGCUUGACCUAUUGGUGGUGACUUAUGUGAUGUCCUGCCCACUGAUCUCCAGUUUUCCCUGUAAUGCACGCAAGUUUUAUCUUAUAAAAAUACGCUAUGAUAACAUAUUUAAUAACUGUAUUGCUUUAAGGUGUUUAAGAUAAGUAUCUGCAUUAAAUAAUUAUUAAAAUUUGGUAAAAAAUAUUUUGGAAAAUAAUUUGCUAACCAUAUUGUUAAAACAGCUUUACAAUCAUUCUUGGGCAUUAAAGCGUAGAAGCUCACAUUUAUCAUUAAAAAAAAAUUACAGAAAGCACAAAAUGAUUCUGAUUUCAAUUCAUAGUGAGGAAUCUCACUGCGAAAAUUGUCAAGAAAAUGGGAAUACUUGCACCAUCUCUUUGCAAUAUUUAGAAAUAC
This is a messenger RNA of Parasteatoda tepidariorum (common house spider), 4471 nucleotides long. The record is from RefSeq and is a predicted model, not a curated record. Lineage: Eukaryota; Metazoa; Arthropoda; Arachnida; Araneae; Theridiidae.